AUUGCAGAGGUGGGUCAGACCAACCAAAUAUGUCUACAGAUAACAAAUUUAAAGACACUAAUGACUUAUACGGUAAAAUGAAUGUAGACAGUCCACGAUUGAGGGUAAUGAAAGGCGAAGCACUGACCAACCUUGAUGAUGUUAAAGAAAAAAAAUACGUAAAGACUCGUGCUUUUGGUGAGGGUUUGAAGAUACUGAAGAGUCAACACAUCUUGGGAAUAAUAGGAGCCGCGGGAGAUGGUAAAACAAUUCUAUCAAUGAUGAUAGCCAAUCAGUUCAUUGAAGAACGUCCUGAAUAUAAACCAUUAUUGAUUUAUGACAUGGAUGAUUUAAAGGAAGUCAACUUUAAAGAUGAUAAGUAUCUAUAUAUCAUCGAUGACAUGUAUGGUAAAUUUAAUAAAUUACAGGCACGUAUUGAUAAAUGGCCCACCCAUUUCCGUACUCUUCGCAUUAAUAAAGAAAGAGGCAAUUUAUUUAUCAUUUAUGUAAUGAGAGAUUAUAUUUACCUUUCGUCUGAAUAUCAAUUAGACAAAUAUCAUUUAUUUGGGGAUAAUACUGAAAAGACAACUCGAAUAUUUCUUCAUAAAAGCCAAUUUUCUUUAAACAAUGAAGAAAAACGUCAUUUGUUAGAUUUUUAUAGUGUAACUUCUGAUCAGAUCAUUUCCAAAAUUUCUGACUGCUUCGGUUUUCCAUCGAUUGUUAGUUUGUGUAGCAAUUUAACGAAUGAUAAAAUACCGGAGGGUUUCGAUAGUUCGCAUGAUUUUCUUAUUUUGGAAUUAGAAACGUUUUGGAAGGAAAAUGAAGAUAUAUAUGCUACAUUACUGCUAGUAUUUUGUUUGCAUGAAGUUUCAGAACAAGACCUUAAACAAAGAUCUUCCAAGAAAGUCGAGUCUUUAAUUUCGACAAUUAUUAAAGAAGUAUGUAAAGAAUUUAAACUGAAAGUUGCAAAGUGUAAAGUCAAUGAACUUUCAUAUACAUUCAUUAAAUACAUUGAAUCAAAUUAUGUGAAAAUAUUUUCAUUGCGAGACUUUGUUGAGGCUCCAUUUUUACACCAUCUUUCUGGUAAAUGUAUGGAAAUGGCUUUACAAUACUGUUCUUUUGAACUUUUGAUGGCAUUGGUUAGAACAAACCACCAAGACGAUCAGUGCAUUAUAAUCCGUAAAUGCUAUUAUGAUGACCUUUCAAUGCGAUGUAUUAAAGAAUUACAAGAUAAGAAUGCUGAUAUCGUCAGUCAUCCUGCAUUCAUUGACUAUACAUUUUUAUCUCAUUUUCUUGGCAUGAAUGGUAUAGCCAAUUUGUUGCACGACACCAAAUUUAUAAAUUUGGGAGAUAUUCGUGAAAUACAGGAAAGUGGCAAUUUUCUUCAUUACAUCACACUUCAUGGAGACAUGAGAUGUCUCAAAGCAGUGCUCGUUUAUUUUCAAGAUUUUCUACCCCAUUUAGUUGCGGAAAAAACAGAUAUGGAAUGGGAUAUCAUCGGCCUCGCUACUGUUUCGAUGCAUGACUCUAUGGAAAAAAUAAAUCUUUUGAAAGAAAAGAAAAUUGGAGAUUUACUGGCGUUACCACAUUUAGCGGUUUACUCGGAUAAAUUUGAAAUUGUUAAACAUAUCAGUAAUUUCACAAACUUCGACAAAAGCAAGCGCGAUACUAAGUCAAGAACAGUUCUCCACAAUGCUUGCGAUUCAAAGUAUGACAAUAGUCAAAUAAUUAAUUUUCUGAUAGAUACGGCAUUUGAUGUAAAUGCUGCAGAUGACAGUGGUAAUACGCCACUUCACCUGGCUGUUGCGAGAGGCAAACCACAGACUGUAUCCAUUUUAAUUAGCAAAGGCGCGGAGGUUAAUGUGGCGGAUGAUGUAGGCAGAUUACCCAUUCAUAAUUUUAGCAGCUCUCUUGGCGGUAGAACUGAUGUCGAAGUAACCGAUAUUCUAAAUCAGUUAAUCCAGGCUGGGUCACUAUUACAUGAGGCUGAUAAACUCGGUCGAAUUCCAUUACAAGAUAUAAUAGCUAAUGCUGACAGAAAGUGUUUCGAAUUACUAAUUAACACGGUGACGUCUUUUGAUAUCCUGGACGCUGAGUAUAUCCAUACGAUAAUUCUUGAAUCGACAAAGUUACUGGACGACUCUAUGUUUAGAUCAAUUUUAAGUUAUGUAAAUGAAAUUAAUAUCAGUCAUUUAAGUGACAGUAUUUUAUUCAUGUGCUGUGCUUCUGUUGAUAAGAUGAGAAUUUUACACAAUAAAGGAAUGGAUUUCGAUGUAGUAGAUGGCAAUAAGUGUAGUGUUCUACACCACAGUUGUCAACAUGGUUCUAUUGACACGGUCCGUUAUUUGGUGAAUGAAAGAGAGUUAAACAUUAAUCAAAAAGCCAAGAAUGGUCGCACUCCUAUAUUUUGUUCUGCGGUGUCGGAUAUCGAUCCUGUCAAAAAACUCAAGUUUUUAUUGUCAAAAGGGUGUAGCUUGCAUGUGGUUGAUGGUUUAAACCGUAGUUUACUUCAUCUUAGUUGUAGAUUCGGUAUACUUCAGGUUGUGGAAUAUCUAAUCAAUGAAGUGGGCCUGGAUGUUGGUCAUAGAGACAGUGAAGGUUACACGCCUGCAGCGUUCUGUUCUAUUUCUAACAUAACUCCUGUCAGUAAACUCAAAUUCUUAUUUUCAAAAGGGGCAAGUUUACUUACAGAAAAUAACAAUAAUUUGAGUUUACUGCAUGUAAGUUGUGAAUUAGGUACUAUUGAAACUGUUAAAUAUCUGGUGAAUGAAAUAGGGUUGGAUGUGAACCAUAAAGAUAUUAAAGGUUGGACACCGGCUAAAGACUGUUGUGUGUCUAAAAAUAAUUCUUUCAGUAAACUCAAAUUCUUGUAUUCAAAAGGGGCAGAUUUAUCUUCAGUGGAUAACAAUAAUAUGAGUUUACUUCAAUGUAGUUGUAAAGAGGGUACUGUGGAAAUUGUUGAAUAUCUGGUGAAUGAAAUACGGCUGGAUGUCCGUCAUAAAGACAACCAUGGUUGGACAACGGCUAUAUUCUGUUCUACAUCUAAUAUGAAUCCCAUCGAGAAACUCAAAUUCUUGUCAUCAAAAGGGGUAAGUUUACAUGCCACGGAUAACACUAAUAUGAGCUUGCUUCACUUUAGUAGUCUCGUGGGUACUGUUGAAACUGUUGAAUACCUGGUGAAAGAAAUAGGUAUGGACGUCAACCAUAAAGACAAUAACGGUAAAACACCAGCAUUUUGCUGUUCUUGUUCUAAUACAGGUCCUGUCAAAAAACUAAAAUUCCUGUCUUCAAAUGGAGUAAAUUUACAUACUAUGAAUUUACUCCAUGCCGCUUGUGCUUUGGGUACUAUUGAAACUGUUGAAUAUCUAGUGAAUGACGUAGGGUUAGAUGUCAACAUUUCGUAUGGCGAUGAAACUCCAUUAUUAAAUUGUUUCGAUUCAGAUAUUCAAAAGAUGGAAAAGAUCAGUUUUCUAAUUUUAAGCGGUGCUACGAUAAUAAUUUGUCGACCAUAUUAUUAUAAAGAUUACUUUCAGUUCGAGGACGACUAUAGUAAAUGUAAUUAUCUACUACACCAUAGCUGUUACCUGGGAAUAUUAGAUACAGUAAAAGUUUUAGUCAAUGAUGCAGGAUACGAUGUAAAUUAUAUUGGCGAUGACAAUAUGACAGCUUUAUUCUGGUGUUUUAAAACAAAGAUUCAACAACAAGAAAAGAUUAUGUUCCUUAUAUCUAAAGGCGCAAAAAUUACAAUAUGUCGACCUUAUAAAGGUCUUCUUCAAUACAGUAGUUGAUUUAGAAGCUGUGAAUCGGGUCGGUGGUUCCAAUAAGCGAGCGAAACCUGAAGGGGGAUUCGGGGAAGGGAGAGGUCUCACCCCUGAGAAACGUUUGAAAAUAUGAGUCGGUUUCCUGGCAUUUGAGGUAAGAAAGUAGUACGAACAAUUACUAGGGUUCGGUUAACGACGUAAAUGCUACAUAAUUUUGAUAAGUAGAGGGUACGUACAAGUAUAUUCCAUAGAGUUAUAUCGUAAAGUUGCUGCAUGACAGUGCUAUAGAGUUAUAUAAAACAGUUACUACAUGUAAGUUCUAUCGAGUUGGAUUGUAAAGUUGCUACAUCACAGUGCUUUAGAGUUGUAUGGUAAAGUUACUAUAUGUAAGUUGUAUAGUGUUGUAUAGUACCGUUGUAUAGUAAAGUUACUACAUGUAAGUUCUAUAGAGUUGGAUUGUAAAGUUCCUACAUCACAGUGCUUUAGAGUUGUAUGGUAAAGUUAUUACAUGUAAGUUCUAUAAAGUUGUAUAGUACAGUUGUAUAGUAAAGUUACUACAUGUAAGUUCUAUAGAGUUGUAUAGUACAGUUGUAUAGUAAAGUUACUACAUGUAAGUUCUAUAGAGUUGUAUAGUACAGUUGUAUGGUAAAGUUACUACAUGUAAGUUCUAUAGAGUUGUAUAGUACAGUUGUAUAGUAAAGUUACUACAUGUAAGUUCUAUAGAGUGGUAAAGUUACUACAUGUAAGUUCUAUAGAGUGGUAAAGUUACUACAUGUAAGUUCUAUAGAGUGGUAAAGUUCGGGUCCGUGAGAUGAGAGACAUGCCGAGUAUUGUUUUGUUUUUAAAAAAUGGUGGUAACUAAUAAAAAGGAAAUACACUGUUACUUGAUCGUAAAGUAUAAGAAAAGCGGUUACCUUUCUGAAUUAGAGUCGGAUUCUGACAGUCCACGUUUUUGGAAAAAUUGGCGAAUUAAAAUCUAUAAGCCACCUGCCCGAGCCUUCCUACCGGAGGGCCGCCCCUUCUUUGUUCCGUUUUAGGCAAUCAUCCCCGACAGGGAAUCGGGGCAUAGUCAGGGCUUGUUGAACAUUACAAAGAUGGUUAUCGCGCCAGUGUACACGAAACGUUCCGUUUGAAUCCAGUUCAACAUGAUUUUGGGCGUUGAAAAAAAAAUUAACGAAUAGUUUAUGUGAUAUAAAUAUUUUUCAUAUUUUAGCGUCUUGUGGGUCACGGUUUUUGUUUUUCAAUUUGUUUGCUUGCUUAAAGGGACGAUCCCGAUUUGAACAGAGUCUCAAAAAUAAAAGUCCGAGUAAAUAUAGAAUUUAAGCGCCAAAAUAUAGAGGAAUGGUGUAUUUACCUUGUCCCAAAAUUUCAGCUCAAAGUAUUGAGUCGUUUGGACGUGAACGUCAAAACUGCUUAUCCUAUAACACGUAACCCUUUUAAGAUUUCUGAUCAAUUUUUCGUUGGGUGACCUGAUAAUCGAUUCCCGUUCCUUUAGAGGUCUAUACAGUGAAUAAACAAUGUGCUGUAUUUGAUAACGAAGGGUAAAUGUCACCUACACAUUAUUUUUAUAAAAUAAAAGUCUGGUUUUAUCUAGACACCGCAUAAUACAGGUUGGGACACCGGUCUCCAGUUCCAGAUUCAGACUGACGGGUUUAUGUUGUUUGAAAACGUAUCACAUAUAUUGAAUGUGAUACAUGAAUAUAACAAAUUGUAGUUAUUACGGCCAUCGUCCUAAUUUUUCUAUGUUCAAUAUUUUGUGGAAUUUUUGUGUUAAAAAACACCACAGAAUAAGAUCUGGUAGAAUAUACUUGCAAUAUAGGAAAAGCUUUUAAUGUUCCAGAAAAAUUAAUAGAAAAUAUUUCAUAAAUUGUUCAUAGUCCUUCUAUGUGUUUGCGUGACCUCGGUUUUUCGUCCCAUCCAAACGACUAUAAUUUGGCCCUUGUCAGACCCUUUGUUCUGCAUCACUAACAGGGGGGGGGGGGGGCACGCCGAAAAUCCCGAUGAAUUUUCUUGGCCAUCGCAGGGAUUGAAC
This is a messenger RNA of Patella vulgata (common limpet), 5772 nucleotides long. RefSeq lists its product as uncharacterized. Gene Ontology annotation, molecular function: protein binding. NCBI's taxonomy places the organism in Eukaryota, Metazoa, Mollusca, Gastropoda, Patellidae. The transcript has 3 exons. The record is from RefSeq and is a predicted model, not a curated record. Bases 30 to 3767 code for a protein of 1245 amino acids.